UUAAAAAAGAUUUAUCCAGCCAGCCUUCUUUUUUAUUUUUGUUUUUCAUCGACACAAAUUUAUUUGUUUCUGUUUGAAGACAGAUCAUUAUCAUCACCAUCAUCGUCAUCAUCAUCAUGACCCAAUUUUGCCCCAAAAUGGUUAAACUCAACCUUAGACGCAGAUUUCAGCGUCGAGUUUUGAUUUUGCGACGCUGCAUUCGUUGCUUUUGGGACCGCUUCCUCAUGUGCUCCCUAGGGAAGCCCAUUAAGACUCGGUAUCGAAUGUUAUCCUCCACCUCCUCCUCCGUGCAUCCACCGCCUUCCGCCUCCGUACAUCCUCCUCCUGUUUGUCACCAUGGCCGCCAUGAUCAUAAGGACUCGGAUUUGGUUCCAUUGAAGAUCAGUCUCUUGGGUGAUUCUCAAAUUGGAAAAACUAGUUUUCUGAUGAAAUACAUUGGAGAUGAGAAUGAUGAUGAACAAGAAGACAGUCAAGAGAAAGGGUUGAAUUUGAUGGAUAAAACAUUUUUUGUGAGUGGAGCAAGAAUUUAUUACAGCAUCUGGGAAGUUGAUGGGGUUGAGAAAUUUCAGGAUCAUCUUCCCCUGGCUUGCAAAGACUCUGUAGCAAUCCUUUUCAUGUUUGAUCUAACAAGCAGGUGUACUUUAAACAAUGUAAUAAGUUGGUAUCAAGAAGCCAGGAAAUGGAAUCAGACAGCAAUACUGAUUAUGAUAGGAACCAAAUUCGAUGAUUUCAUUCAACUUCCCAUAGAUCUGCAGUGGACAAUUGCUAGUCAGGCAAGAGCAUAUGCCAAGGCUCUGAAUGCGACGUUGUUCUUUUCAAGUGCUACAUACAACAUCAAUGUGAACAAGAUUUUCAAGUUCAUCACAGCCAAACUCUUUGACCUGCCUUGGACAGUGGAACGCAAUCUUAACAUAGGAGAACCCAUCAUUGAUUUCUAAAACUUCCUGUUGUUGUAAUGUAGAUAUAUAGAGAGUUUCCAAAGAGAUUGAUCCUAAGCCAACCGGUCACCAGAUUUUUAUGUUUGGUGAUGAUUCGAGUUGUUCCACUGUGGGGAGAAAAGCCCAUAUUUAAGCAAUGAAUAGCAUUUGAGUUGUUCAACAA
Gossypium raimondii (Peruvian cotton) is the source of this 1101-nucleotide messenger RNA. Its product is annotated as septum-promoting GTP-binding protein 1. The transcript has 6 exons. The coding region runs from base 117 to 938 and encodes 273 amino acids. The record is from RefSeq and is a predicted model, not a curated record. Gene Ontology annotation, molecular function: GTP binding; GTPase activity. NCBI's taxonomy places the organism in Eukaryota, Viridiplantae, Streptophyta, Magnoliopsida, Malvales, Malvaceae.